AUGAUCGUAACAACAUUAUUUAUCAGUUUUUUAACUAUUACGUUGUUUAUUCAACCGAUUGUUCCAUUUUACAUUCCCGGUGUUGCUCCACUUGAUUUUACAAAAGGUGAAAAUGUUGAAGUUAAAGCUGUUAAAAUGACUAGCACAAAAACUCAGUUACCGUAUGAUUAUUACGAUAUAGCUAUUCAUUGUAAACCGUCAAACGGUACAAUAUAUAAAUCAGAAAACCUUGGCGAAAUUCUUCGUGGUGAUCGUAUUGUUAAUACAAAAUUCAAAGUUGGUAUGGAUACAAAUGUUCAGUGUCAAACACUUUGUAAAGAUGUCAAUUUAACACCAGAACAAAGUAAAACACUUGGAAAACGUAUUCGAAAUAACUAUUAUGUUCAUCUUCUUAUUGAUAAUCUUCCAUGUGCAACGAAAUUUCAAAAUGUUGAUACACAUGAAAUAUUUUAUGAACAUGGUUAUCGUUUAGGAAUUUAUACAAAAGAACCUGAAACAAUGUAUUUAAAUAAUCAUUUAAUUAUGAGAUUACAUUAUCAUAAAGAAUCUGAAGAUUUAUAUCGUGUUGUUGGUUUUGAAGUUGAACCAAAAAGUAUUGAUUCAAAACGUAUUAAAGUUGAAGAUGAUGAUACAUGUACAAUUCAAGCUGGUCAAGAUAUGCAAAAACUGAAUCCUAAAGAAAAAAAUAAAAUAAUAAUGACUUAUGAAGUUGAAUGGGCACCCAGUGAAACACGUUGGGCAAGUCGUUGGGAUACGUAUUUGGCAAUGACCGAUGUUCAAAUUCAUUGGUUUUCAAUAAUAAAUUCUGUUAUUGUUGUCUUUUUUCUUGCUGGUAUACUUUCAAUGAUUAUUGUUAAAACACUUCGUCGAGAUAUUGCACGAUACAAUCAAGAAGAAACAGUUAGAGUACAUGGUGAUGUAUUUCGACCACCACAUCGUAAGAAUGUUCUUGCAGCUUUAAUUGGUUCAGGUGUUCAACUUUUUCUCAUGUCAUUUAUUGUUAUUGUAUUUGCUGCACUUGGAAUGCUUUCACCAUCAUCACGUGGUGCCUUAAUUAGUGCUGCUUGUUUUCUUUAUGUAUUUAUGGGUCUAAUUGCUGGCUUUUAUUCUGGUCGAAUAUAUAAAACAAUAAAAGGUUCAAAUUGGAAACAAACAGCAGGAUUAACUGCAACACUGUAUCCAUCCGUGGUUUGUGGUGUUUGUCUUAUUUUAAACUUUUUUAUUUGGGGAAAACGUUCAUCGGGUGCUGUUCCAUUUUCAACAAUGCUUGCUAUAUUAACUAUGUGGUUAGGAAUUUCAUUUCCACUUGUUUGUCUUGGCUUUUAUUUUGGUUAUCGUAAGCAUCCAUAUGAUCAUCCAGUUCGAACGAAUCAAAUUCCACGGCAAGUACCAGAACAACAAUGGUUUAUGCAUCCUGUUUUAAGUACUUUAAUUGCUGGUGUACUCCCAUUCGGAGCUAUGUUUAUUGAAUUAUUUUUUAUUUUUUCGGCUAUCUGGGAAAAUCAAUAUUAUUAUUUAUUCGGUUUUCUUUUUCUUGUAUUUAUUAUUAUCAUUAUUUCUUGUUCACAAAUCUCGAUUGUUAUAACUUAUUUUCAAUUAUGCGGCGAAGAUUAUCAUUGGUGGUGGAGAUCAUUUAUUGCAUCUGGAGGUUCAGCAUUUUAUGUAUUUGCUUAUUCAAUCUUUUAUUUCUUUUCCAAACUCGAUAUAACCGAAUUUGUUCCAUUAAUGCUUUAUUUUGGUUAUACAUUAUUGAUCUGUUUUACAUUUUGGAUCCUUACUGGUACAAUCGGCUUUAUUGCAUCAUACAUCUUUGUUAGGAAAAUUUAUGCUGCUGUGAAAAUUGAUUAA
Molecule: messenger RNA, 1848 nt
Organism: Rotaria sp. Silwood1
Lineage: Eukaryota; Metazoa; Rotifera; Eurotatoria; Philodinida; Philodinidae
Source: the annotation of a GenBank genome assembly